CGUAACCGGGGCAACGGUGGAGCUAAACAACAGUCCCCACACUUCACGGCAGCUCGUCCACUCCAUAACAGUUGAUUCACUCAAUGACAGCAUGACUUUACCACUCUUACCUGGGAACACCUUCAACAGGAACUUAGGAAAAGAAAAGUUUCAUAAAUCGCAUCAUUUCGAUUUCCCAAAUGACGUCCCAGUGAUGGUAGGAGAGGAAAAGCCUGGAAUUGGUGGGGAGCCAUUGCUUGGUCAGAAGUUGAAACCCAAGUUCAGUGUAUUCCCAAAGGGACAAGGCAGUGAUGCACCAUCGUGGGUUGUCUUUGAUAAGCAGGUGCUUUGCUUUAAAGCCUAUUUUCAAGAAAGUGUACAGGAAAGAAGAGAAGAACAGUAUCGAAUAAGAAAGUGCAAGAUUUACUUUUACUUGGAAGAUGACACAAUGCAGGUUAUUGAACCAGAAGUAAAAAACAGUGGCAUCAAUCAAGGAACGAUAAUCCAUCGUCAUCGUAUUCCUCUUCCACCUCCAAAUGAUGACCAGUUUUACACAGUGGAUCAUUUCAAUCUCUGCCAAGAGAUUGUUUUCUAUUCAAAGACAUUCAUGAUUGUAGACUGUGAUCAAUUUACUAAAAACUUUCUCUGGAAAAUGGGUGUCAAACUGAACCCACCAGGCUGCAUUCCUGAAGAUCCAUAUACUUCAAAACGUGAAAAAAUGGAGAAAAACAUGCAACCUCUCCGCCCAUAUGAGAAAAUUGAUACACUUAAGCAGUUCCUGGACCAUGAUACACAUGUGUUGCGAUUUUACUGUUACUGGGAUGACAGAGAGACUCAGUAUGGAGACUUCAGGGAAUUCAUUCUGCAUUAUUACCUGGCAGAUGACACAAUUGAAAUUCGAGAAGUUCUACCCCCAAAUUCUGGCAGAGAUGCUGUUGGCAUCUUUCUCGUCCGAGGCAAGCUACCAAAGAAUAUUCCAGAUCGAUUAUAUCAUCCUGGUGAGAUUACAGACCGAACACUACUGAACACUUUUGGACCAGUGGGGCCGGGAAGCCGCUAUAUUCUGGAUAGUCUCAAGACUGGACAUGUGCAGCAAGAGUUCUACAAGGACUGUGACUUGAUGAUUGGGACAGUGAUAAAUGUCUGGGGACGGAAGAUGGUUCUCUGUGACUGUGAUGAAUUUACAAAAGAAUAUUACCGGAAUAAGUAUGGUGUUGAGGAUUUCACACCAGUCAAAUACAAGUCAGAACCAACCACAAAAGUUGAAAGGGAAAUUCCUCCAUAUAAUGGUUUUGGAUCAGAGGAGGAUUCCUACAAUUCCACCUUAAGCUUGGAGCCCAAACCUCCACGACGUAAUAUAAUAAAAUUUAUGGAGAAGGACAGACAGGGAUUGGAAAGCAAUGUGCUCCGGUUUAGUGCCAGAUUAAUUAUGAACAAUGAAAUUGAUAAUGAACGGAAAUUUAUCCUUUCCUAUUUUUUGACUGAUGACACCAUUAGUAUUUUUGAACUGCCAAAGAUAAACUCAGGUAUUACUGGUGGUAAAUUUUUGGAAAGGGGGCGAAUAAAAAAACCUGGCCAGGAACUGUAUAAGAGUGAGCUAUCCGACUAUUUCACUCAGCAGGACCUGUUUGUUGGAGCCAACCUCUGCUUCUAUGGGAAUCACUUUUGCCUGGUAGAUGCCGAUGAGUAUACUUUCUGUUACAUGGAAAAGAAUGCAGAUGAAUACCAGAAGGCCAAUAUUUGCACAAUUUUGACGAAGCUCAAAACAACUAGUAAUGUACAUUCCCUUGAAAUUAAAAGGAUGCUUGCAGCUCAUGAUCAUAACAGGACUGGAAUAAUCAAUUACGAUGAGUUCAGGAAUAUUAUAAUUUCGAUUGGAGAAGGACACCUCACUGAACAUGAAGUGAUUACAAUGGGCCGUUAUUAUAGCAUCCGUGAAGAGCGAGAAACAGACAUUUGUCUUAUAUUACAUUUGGUUCAAGAGGUGCUGAGAAAAAAAGGCUUUGAAGAUUUUCUCAAAAUAUCUGAGGCUUUCAAGUAUGAGGAUCCACAAAGAACUGGAUUCUUGCCAGCCCGGGAAACUAGAAAUGUUUUGAAAGGUUUCCAGCUGCCUAUACCGAAUGAUAUUCUUGAAGAAAUGAUUUCAAAGUUUCAAAGUGCUGAUGGACAAGUGGCAUAUAGGAAUCUUGUCUUGGGUUUGAACUGGAGAGAAAACCCUGUUCCACCUGUCGAUGCAAAGGUUCCCAUCAAGCUUUACACCAGGAAUUCAGAGUUUCCAAUUAAGCAAGUGAAGAGUAUCAACUACAUGGCUUUAAUAGAGGAUCUGUUUGGCAAACAGGAAUAAAAUGAUUCAAAGUGGGUCUUCUUUACUUUAUUCAUAGAAAAGUUAUAUGUUUUA
Molecule: messenger RNA, 2377 nt
Organism: Pristis pectinata (smalltooth sawfish)
Lineage: Eukaryota; Metazoa; Chordata; Chondrichthyes; Rhinopristiformes; Pristidae
Gene: efhc2
Product: EF-hand domain (C-terminal) containing 2
Exons: 15
Coding region: 92-2323 (743 amino acids)
Biological process (GO): regulation of neuron projection development
Cellular component (GO): microtubule
Molecular function (GO): calcium ion binding
Source: RefSeq, a predicted model, not a curated record